This is a messenger RNA of Equus quagga, 699 nucleotides long. RefSeq names its product brain specific homeobox (gene BSX). The transcript has 3 exons. Lineage: Eukaryota; Metazoa; Chordata; Mammalia; Perissodactyla; Equidae. The record is from RefSeq and is a predicted model, not a curated record. Gene Ontology annotation, biological process: regulation of DNA-templated transcription. The coding region runs from base 1 to 699 and encodes 232 amino acids. Gene Ontology annotation, molecular function: DNA binding; DNA-binding transcription factor activity, RNA polymerase II-specific.
AUGAAUCUCAACUUCACCUCCCCUCUACACCCGGCGUCUUCUCAGAGGCCCACGUCCUUCUUCAUCGAAGACAUCCUGCUGCACAAGCCCAAGCCACUAAGGGAGGUGGCCCCUGACCAUUUCGCCAGCUCUCUGGCCUCCCGGGUGCCUCUGCUAGACUAUGGCUACCCCCUCAUGCCCACACCCACCCUCCUGGCUCCUCAUCCCCAUCACCCUCUGCAUAAGGGAGAUCACCACCACCCUUAUUUCCUCACCACCUCGGGGAUGCCGGUCCCCGCGCUGUUCCCGCACCCCCAGCACACCGAGCUGCCGGGGAAGCACUGCCGUCGCCGCAAAGCUCGCACGGUUUUCUCGGACUCGCAGCUCUCCGGCCUGGAGAAGAGAUUCGAGAUCCAGCGGUACCUGUCCACGCCAGAGCGGGUGGAGCUGGCCACGGCCCUCAGUCUGUCCGAGACCCAGGUGAAAACGUGGUUCCAGAACCGGCGGAUGAAGCAUAAAAAGCAGCUGAGGAAAAGUCAAGAUGAGCCCAAAGCGCCCGAUGGGCCCGAGAGCCCUGAGGGGAGCCCCCGCGGCCCAGAGGCCGCGCCUUCCGAGGCUCGGCUAGGCCUGUCCGCCGGCCCCUUCCUGCUGACCGAGCCGGAGGACGAGGUGGACAUUGGGGACGAAGCGGAACUCGGCUCAGGGUCGCACAUGCUCUGA